Molecule: messenger RNA, 1213 nt
Organism: Amphimedon queenslandica
Lineage: Eukaryota; Metazoa; Porifera; Demospongiae; Haplosclerida; Niphatidae
Product: phospholipase B1, membrane-associated-like
Exons: 9
Coding region: 27-1115 (362 amino acids)
Biological process (GO): phospholipid metabolic process
Molecular function (GO): glycerophospholipase activity
Source: RefSeq, a predicted model, not a curated record
AAAAGUCAAAACUGAAUGAGAGGAAUAUGAAGCUGCUAGCUACUUUAGCUCUCUGCCUUUGCUUUAGUAUUGGACCUGUUCUUUGUGGCAAUGAGUUUAAUUGUUCUCCACUCCCUCCCCUGGCUCAUCCAGCUCAGUCAGUUCAAGAGCUGAGGCCUCAAGACAUUAAAGUGGUCAUGGCUUUUGGUGACAGCAUUACAGCAGGUUUUGCAGCAAUGGGCUUUAACAUAAAUUUAUAUAAAGACCUGCUUGAAUACAGAGGUAUUUCAUUUUCAAUAGGCGGUGACCCAAAUUCCACUACAAUACCAUCUUUCUUAAAACACUAUAAUCCAGACCUUAUUGGGGCUAGCUUAGGAUCUCAUGUCGGUGAAUUUUGCUCUGGAAGGACAUGUUUCCCCAAGUAUUAUGUACCAAAACAAGAUGUUUUUAAUGCUGCUCAAACCGGAGCCCCAGCAGUUGUCCUCAAAGGGGUCCAACUUCCAUAUCUGCUCGAUCAACUCAGAAAUAAUCCUUCUGUUGAUAUGAAGCAGGACUGGAAGCUGCUGACAAUUCUAAUAGGUUACAAUGACUUGUGUGAUAAAUGUUCUGGAAUAAAUAUAACCAUUGAGCAACUUGAGUCGGAUUUACGUGGAAUUAUGGAAGAGAUACGUUCAGAUAUUCCACGAGUGUUCAUUAACUUGGUGGAGCUAUUCAAUAUAUCACUGGUAUAUCAGAAAAACAAACACAAAGACUAUUGCCUGAAUAUUCAUAAAUUAUUUCAUAUGGACUGUCAGUGUUUGUGGACAGGGACUGAUGAGGAUCGGCAAAUGAUGGAUGACUAUGCUAUGAAAUUCAAUGAUGUGAUGAGAAAGAUUGCUAAAGAAUAUCAUACCAAGAAUUACACAGACUUUGCUGUUGUAAGUCAACCUGCUCUUUCAAAUACUGAAUUAGACCAUAUCCCUGAUGACUUCUUUUCAAAUUUGGACUGUUUUCAUCCUUCUUUAAAAGCCCACCAAGCAUUUGCAAAAGCUUUAUGGAACAAUAUGUUAACUCCAUCAAUGAAUAAAUCGACUGGUUUUGAUCCCAAUGCUCCUUUUGUUUGCCCUACUAAAGAAACACUGCUUUAUACAUAUUAAUGUACACAACUGUAACUGUUGCCUUAUUUUAGAUCCUUAUUGUCUUGCUUUGAAUAAAAAUUUUGAUAUCGUUAGUAUUUAUAAUCACACAAAAAUAA